AUGGCGCCGAAGAAGCUGACGGACUGUCCGGAAAACCUCCGGGAGUCCAUCGACUGGUUGAUACAGGUAAGGCACGGGGGUGAUGGCAGAGGUCUUGAUCAGUUGGCUGAAGCUCUGAAAAAGUUGAUUGAAGGGGCUAUUGAAAAUGCUAAUGUGAGUAUUAAAACUGAGCACGAUAAAUUUAAAGGACUUGUUAAGUCUGACCCUUCAAAACAAAAAGCCCUAGAUGAGAUUGAGGAGCGUCAACAUAAGCUUGCUGAGCUUAGUGGACAACUUGCGCAAUUUAUUGGCACUUCUGAAGCUAUUAAAGAGGCCAUCAAAAACUCUUUCAGCAUUUAUCUUGAUAGGCUUUCGAAGCUUCUUGAUCCUUCCAAAUAUUACGCGUGUUGUAAAAGUAAGAAUAAGCUUAAAUUUGAUGAACUGAAGAGGCUUCAAGACAAACUUAUGAACUCCGAAAAACUUGAAACAAUUGUAUCUGAAAUUAAUUUUAAAGCGCUUUUAAAGCCACUUGAAUAUAAUAAUGAUACCUGUACUCACCACCAUUAUAAAGACUCCACCACGAAUGAAGCUCUGAAGGAUGUGGAGUCUAAGUUGGAAAGCCUUGCGAAACUUGGUGAUAGUCUUGAUAAAUUUAAUAAUGAACCCAAUACGAUUUUGACGAAUCUUUGUUCCGGCCUCGAGAUCUUCCUAGGGUUCUCCCAAGAAACCAAAGGCUACAAUGGCACUGGCAUCGUGUACUCCGACCUCGACAGGCUCUGCGACGCGGUGAUGGCGUUUGUCCUCCAUUGCCUUAAAGGCAGUGAAGGCUUGUUAACGUUUUAUAAUCCUAAGAUUCCCAGUAUCAUUAGUGAGUUAAGUGCUGUAACAGGUAAGGGAUCUGGUGUCAAGGGAUUUGCCGAGGCCAUUGAGAGUGUUCGUCAGGGGCUGGAGGGGUAUGAAAGUGGGAUGACGAGUAAAAGUAAGAAGGUUGUAGAGGAUGUGACAACCAUACAGAGUAAUUUCACAAGUUUAAGAGAGUAUUUAGAGAAUACGAAUAAUAAAAAUUUGCAGGCGCAAUUACAACAGGUGCAAGAAAAAUCAAGACUCUACUGGGUGAAGGCUUCGUUGGCCGAAGAGGCCAGGAAGGCUUUGGAUCCCGCGCUUUCAGGUAAGUUAGAUAAGCAUGUCUCAUUGGGUGUGCAUGCGGCGGACACUUUCAAGAAGAUUGCGUUCAACCCUGAGGUAAUUAAGGCGGCCAAGGCGGUGGACGAUGGGUUGAAGAGCCAAAAACAGAAUAUUGACACAGCGAUAGAGCAAGGCAUUACAGAUGUACAAAAGACGUUAAAUAGUGGGUUUGAUGGAAUUAAACAAAAACUUGAAAGCUUGUAUCAAAAGAAAGAUGAGCAAUUCACGUCGGUCAAUGAAAGCAUUAAAGACGCAAAGAUGUUGGUCAGUGAGCUGCUUGCAAAAGAUGCAAAAAAAUUCAACGAUCAAUAUAGAGAUUAUAUCAUUGCAAAGUUCGAAAGCUUGAAACUAAGUGCCGCGGCGCUGAAAGUUGAUCCAAACCCAGGAACGCAGUGCCAACUUGAAAAGGAAGUUAAUGCUGUUAAGCAGGCCGUUGAGGAGAUUGAGAUUGCAUACCAGAAAAAAUUGAGAGACGUUAAAAUGAAAGUUGAUUUGGCGGUAAACCAGGCUGUGAGCCGUCUUCAAACUGUGGAUACUGCAGUUAAAAAUGGGUUGAAGCAUGUUCGUGAGCAAAUUAAGAUACAGUUGCAAGGAUUCCUUCAGCAUGUGUGGACUGCGGUGGAAUUGGGUAUGCAGAGAGCUGCGGUUGGUGACAUAUAUGCGCCUACUAGUGGUGUUAUGGGUUUGGCAACAGGUUUUCAAGGUGCUCAGUUGGAUAAGCUAGAAUCCAGAUUUAGAGAGGUGGGACAAGGCAGUUCUGGACUUGCCAAAAAAAUUCAAACGGUGUUAAGUGAUCUUAAUCUUGUGAAAGAUGAUAAAAGUGGCACCCCAACUGGUGAUGUUUUAUUCGAGCAACUUGGUGGAGACAUAAAGGCUGCCUUAGAAAAUCAACUUAAGGAUGUUAUAAAAGAUGAAAUUAGUCUAAUAGACUUAACUACUCUCAUGAAUGCCUAUUACAAGGAGACGGUAGAGCAUGGAGAACACGUUAGGCUUAGAGGCCUGAUUAAUCUGAUUAAGGUACCCGUUUCCAAAGACGGUUUCACUGGCGAUGGAGUCACAGCAGGCUUCAAACCUGUGGAGAUGGAUGGUUACACGCACAAGCAAGUCAGAUCACACGACAAUGAAGGCGUCAAGUCCAAUUACUACCGGGCAUUGCAAAAAGUUGUAAAUAACAUCAAUAAUCUUGAAUCCCUCCCUGGCGCUAUUGAAGAUGCUAGAAAGGCGGCAGAGAAGAGAAUGGAGUUAUUGAAAGGUGAAAUCAAGGGCAUUGAAACAAGAAUUGACAAAGUUGAGGAAGUUGUUGAGAGUGCCGACUAUCAGUUGACAGAAGAUAUUAACAAUAUUAGCAUGGCCUAUAACGACGCCGAACAAAAAUCCAGACACACCAUCAACCAACUGCAUAACCAACUAACUAAUGUCGUUCGCGAAGCCUUCUCCACCCUCACCCACCAAGUCCAAUCCCUCUUCGCGAAGCAGAAGCAGGCCGAGCUCGCGCAGCUGCAGAACGUCGUCACGGCGCAGUUGAGGGAGAUUCAGAGGGUUAUCGCGGAGGAUAAAAAAACAGGGGUGAAGGGUUUCUUGGGGAAGAUGAAGGAAGGGAUUGAUGACCAAUUUAGUCUUCCGUCCAACUCGGAAGAGUUGAUUAAAAAUAUCACUUUCAAAAAUAUGGCGACCGGAGCUCAGAAAGCACUGGGGUUAUGUCUAGAUUAUGUUAUUGAACAAAUGUCUCCGCCAGAUAAACCCGCGGACUCUCAUUUGGGAGACGUAGAGGGCAUUAGUCAAAGAUUCGACGAACUGCUCAACUACCUUAAGAAACCCAACGAUAAUAAUAGAAAAUAUAAUUUCGACAACACCUUUUCUAAAAGUUUAGAUGCACUUAACAAAUCACUUAGCACGUUUAAUCCAUCGAGAUUUGAAAAUGGCAAGAAUCCCUUGCUCUUUGAUCUACUCAUGGAUGGCAUGAAGGCCUUGGUCGAACAGCUGCAGUACGCCUACGUCAAUGCAUACUCUGAGCAGACCGUAAAGUGGAAAAACACCAAGCUUCCCGAUGCUUUGGCAUUGGACGAUGAUGAACUAACAGAAAACGCAAUAAAAUGCUCCAAUGUAUUUUGUAGUAUAAUUAGCACCCUAUAUAACGAACUGUCUCAGUUACGUGAGGAUUGCAAAACCGGAGGGAAUUGUGAGAAGAAAAAAAUUGACUUAAACAAUUUGUUGACAUUCAGUACAUCAGGGCCCACAAAAACUGAUACAAACCCCCUUGGCCAUUUCCUCAAGCGUUGCGGUUUCCGUGUUGCGUCGCUACCUGAUGCCAGUAAUGCAGAGUUGAACAACAAACCUACGAUGAUGGGUAGUCAUAUUUUCCAGCUACUUGUAGGACAUGGUAGAGUCUUUAGCCGCCAAGACCCCGAUGAUGAUAAGUCCGGGGACCAAAGCCCGGUGUACAAACUUCUCAAGCAUCUUCAUGAUUAUUAUAAAACGUGCCACUUGCAAUAUAUCUCCUCAACUAAAUAUCCUUUCACAGUUAGGGAUAUGCUCCAUUGGCUAUGCGGGCUGUGGCACAAUCCGGUGCUUGGCAAUGUCGAGCAAUACUUUAAGACAUUAUUCCGUAAACCAAAGCAGUAUGAAAAUACCGAUUAUUCCGCAAUUCCCGAUUACGCACUCAAGGUAGAAGGCACUUCAAAUAUCCAACCUUAUGAUUUGUCGACUGAACUCUACAAAGUCUGUUCCCACGCGGAAAAAGUAUUAAUCACAAUCCUGGGCUAUGGGGAUGCCAACGGCCGAUAUUCUUGCGACUUUAACACAAACCCCGACGAUCUUUCCUAUCCCACCAACGCAGGUGAAUGCUUAGAUUGGCUCAUAGAAAUUUGUAUGAGACUGAAUCGCCAACUCUACUUCCUGUACAAUCAGUGCUGUAACGGUAAAAGCAGUAGUGGUUGGCUGGACUGCUGGUAUGGUAAGCACGUCGGUGGUUCAUCAUGGCGGUGCAAUGACAAACAAUGCCCCAAACAAGACUGUGACCAAAAGGCCGACCAGCAUUACAAGUGCGGCCUUAAAUCACCGCUUCAAUCCUUCUUGGAGGAUGGACUGCAAGGCUUCCUUCCUCAUACAUACAACAAGGCCGAUUGCAACAUGACUUGUUCCCUUCCCAACCACUUCGAGACCGCCUCAAACACUCGACGAAAUGCUUGCGUUCUAUCACAGUCUUCUCAACGGGUGGGAAGGCAGUGGUGA
Messenger RNA from Babesia ovata, 4395 nucleotides. RefSeq lists its product as uncharacterized. Bases 1 to 4395 code for a protein of 1464 amino acids. The record is from RefSeq and is a predicted model, not a curated record. NCBI's taxonomy places the organism in Eukaryota, Apicomplexa, Aconoidasida, Piroplasmida, Babesiidae. The transcript is spliced from 2 exons.